Molecule: messenger RNA, 285 nt
Organism: Punica granatum (pomegranate)
Lineage: Eukaryota; Viridiplantae; Streptophyta; Magnoliopsida; Myrtales; Lythraceae
Source: RefSeq, a predicted model, not a curated record
AUGGGAUCGGGCCCGAUGCGAGGUGGCAACUGGGUAGGUUCCUGCCCCCACUCAUGCGGCGGAACAACGUCUACGCCCUACCUGGUAUUCUUCGGGGACUCAUACACCACCCGGCCUGGGCAGUCGGAGGAAUUCCAGGCCAGAUAUGUGGCGGUGCUCAUGGACGCCCUCAAUGUCUACAAGAUGAUAUUAGUCGGUCUCAGGUAUGGCGGAUUCGUGGCCUAUUCCCUGGCAGCGCAGUUCCCAGAGAGGGUUGAGAGGGUGGUGAUAUGCAUUGCUGGGUGA